GUUUUUCAGAUGACUCGCCGCGUCUAUUCGAUCGAUAUUUCACGUGAUGACCACAUCCGGUUCAUCGCUAGUUAAUUCUGCAAGAUGUCUUGAGAGGCACAGUGUUACCAGUCGUGCUGAAGAGGAUAGCGAGCCACAAACAGCACAAAGUUAAACUAACCGUUCUCAGUCAGUGAGAAUGAAUUCCGUCCAAAUAUCUGAUAAUCCCUUCAAUCCUUCCGUCGUUUACGACAAUUUACCAGUCCAGAGAAACCAUACAGCUUCCGCAGCAGGUAUCACACUCUCGAACGAAUGUCCGGCUAAUCAGCUCUCCGAUUUGGAUCAGAAGAAAGGAGAAAGGGACUCCCAACACUCAUUCAAGCAUCCCUCCUCCAUCGCUGUUGAGGGUUUCCUGCCUAUUCAGCCAGUCGAUGACGGUGUGUUGAAUGCCUCACCACCAUGUAUUUCAUCCAGUCCUCCGCUUUUCGAGCCUCCUCCUUUACCCCACAUUUUGGCUGUGCCACCUGUCAACGGAAACCAUCCUCAACCUAGAUAUCCCAUCACUCAAGGCCUCCCUUCGUUUCCUAUAACGGUGCCUUCUGCCUUCCCCUCACCAUGUUCCGCUUUCACUGAGUUGCAGCCACGUAACAGCCGGUCGCAGAAAUCUCCUCUUCCACCUCGAGCUAAUCCAGAUCAGCAGACAAGUAUCGACCGUCAGAGUUUGGCGACGGAACCACCUCGCUUGUUACUACGUGUGCCCAAGACCGGCACGGAAAGCAACAGCGGUAGUGUGGAAGGUGAUCAUUUCAAUGUUCAUAGCCCAAUACAGUACGAUGCACUAACAUCCUCCGUAUCUAGUGCUCGUUCUUUACCGGCCCGAAACGUUGCCUAUUGUUCCGUUUGCGGCCAGUCUCAUGAUGUGAACAAGCCACAUCGUUACAAUUAUACACAAGCGAUAGAUGCGGAUUUGUGUUGCACGCUGUGCUAUCAACCCCUGAUUGAUCCCUUAGAUACCAAGUGUGGUCACACAUUCUGCACCCCAUGCUUGAAAAAUCAUUUGGCUGUCCAGGCCCUUUGUCCAGUUGAUCGGCAAAUUAUCAACUACUUGGAAUGCCAACAGGCCUCGAAAAUUGUCAAACGCCUUUUGGACAAGCUUUUAGUGGCUUGCCCAAAUUCUCAGUUCUGCAAUGUUGUCCUUGAACGUUCCGGCCUGGAAGAACAUUUGCGUGAGCGCUGCCCAGGAUCACCGGGUUGUUGUCGCAGCUUUGAUGAUUCUUCUUUGACGCGUCACCGGCACACUUCCACCAAGGAGCGUUUUCCUCCCAUAUCUGCACACAUUUCGGGGGCAGUUGGAUCGGCCUCUUCAACGGUAUCGAGGAAGGCCAUUGGUUCCACACAGUCUCCAUUGACUGGUUCUCGACGCACUGCCGGAUUCACACCGCGUCUGCUCGCCGGCAGCCAUACGAGUCCGUUCCAGCCUGUUCAUGUCCUUCAAUCAUGUGAUCGCGUGAGACCGGACGUAAAACUGCCACUAUCUGAUAUUGAUGAAACCUAUGACGCACCUGUGGUCAAAGAAGGAGUACCUGUUUCUGUCGUUAUCCGCCGAUCACCCGGAUGUGCUGAUUUGGGAUUUACGUUUGUCGGUGGCGUGGACACACCACUAUCAUGUGUUCUGAUUCAAGAAAUCUACCUGGACGGAGCGGUUGCACUUGAUGGGCGACUCCGACCGGGAGACCAAAUUCUUGAGGUAAAUGGCCAUCCUAUCACAACUGCCACGCACCUUGAAGCCCACCAACAGUUGACUGCUCCUACGCCAAUAGUCCAGCUCACUGUGUUUCGGGAGUCCGUGAGCUGGAAUGCGCGUCAAGGGACACUAUGUCAAACACAAGAAGAGAUAUUCUGCGUCAAGUUAUGCAAGCGACAAGGCAAAGUUCUUGGGAUUAAAUUGGUGGGCAAAAAACACUUGCCUGGUCUGUAUGUGCUCGAUUUGGUCCCGGGUUGUGAGGCGGACUGCGAUGGACGAUUGCAGAAGGACGACCAGAUUUUGGAGAUCAACGGGAUUGACUUGUCCAACGGUACGCAAGAACAGGCGGCACACAUCAUCAAUACUGCCUCGGAUGUUGUGAGCUUCAAAGUGAGUCGUCGUUCUCGUGCAGACACUCCGGAUAUCCUACGGGCCACAAACGACUCUUCCGAAAGAAUGGAUCUGUCGACGUCACUGCGCAUCACCCAGUUUGGAAUGACCCGGAAGGAGAAGGACUCCAGUCUCGAUCAAAUUCGAUUCGACAAGACCGAUGACACUGGUAUGCGGACGCAGCAGAGGUCCCGGUCUGUUCAGUCAGAAGGAGGAGUCCACACACCUCAGGCUGGUGGGUCACAUCGUACUGAGACUUCUUCGCUUCAUGCAUUUCGGACCCCGUCUUCCGUAUCCGAAGCGGACAUCACGAACUCAACAUCACAUUUGAUAGUAGAUGAUGAAGAUCGCGGAACAUCGGGGCACGUAAAUCGCACCGAUAAAAUGUUUUCUCCACGAGUCCCCAUCGAGCGAGCGGAUCAGAACACAGCUUCUCGGUUGCCUUCUCAUCAACUGUCCCUGUGUCAAGAACGAAGUGUAGAACUGCGAAAAUUGCCGGAAGAACCUUUGGGCGUAACUGUAGCCGGUGGAAGGCAUUCUCAGCGUGGAGACACACCUGUGUACGUCACAAAUAUCAGUCCAGAUUGUGUGCUGGGACGAAACCAGUUGGUCAAACGUGGAGAUGUUAUUCUCGAAGUGAAUGGCGUGGGUCUAGUGGGUCUCACUCACGGUGAAGCCGUUGACGUUCUCAGGCGAGCCAGCCAUAUGCAAUCACGCGUUUUACUGAGGCUUAUCGAUGCACCGGAGACCAACAACAAUCCUGGAAAUUUUAUGCCGUCUUGGACCUUUUGGCUGCAGCUCCCACCAAUCUGCCAACUGACGCGCGUGAUUCACCUACAGCGCGGCACGACUGCUCCUUCCAGUGGCAGCUCGUCCUCCUCCUCCUCUGGAUUGGAACCACUCGGUUUUAGUAUUCUGGGUGGGAUCGAAGAAGGCAGUGGGUGCUCCGACGGGAAGCUUCCCACUUCAAAACAUCAACAGCAAUCAACAUGGGAACGGCAGAAAAUCAGCUAUACUGACCUGUAUCCUAGCCCGAUUGUCAUCAAGUCCAUCGUUCCGGGACUCCUGGCCCAUCGCGAUGGUCGACUGAAGUGUGGUGACCUCAUCCUGGCCGUGAACGACGUCUCCAUGUUAAAUGUGUCUCACGAGACUGCUGUGCGUGCGCUUAAGCGGCUACGCGGAGAUGUUGCCUUGAGGAUCAUAUCAUGGCCCGGGACAAUUGUGUGAAACGCUAUCCUGAAGUUUGUGAACCUCACCAACACUUCACGCGUCACCUGUCUAAGCAACAGCGACGGCGUCUACUACGGCGAAGAAAUACAAACUGUAUGAUUUAUAACUUUUCUUAUCAUCACUGACUAUCCAUUCUAUUGAGACCGUGUCGAUCGACCGACCGAAUUUUAUCGUCUUCCAGCAACCAACCACGAUUGUGCGCUUCAACCAAAUACUUGUUCCCCAAAUACAGAGCUUUCACUUGUACAUUUGAACUUGUAAAUUUGGAGCAGAAAAUUAGUUAUAUUAAUAAGAACAAAUCACAGUGAGUGGGGGUGGUAGUGGUGGGGCAAAUGACAUAGGAUUCAUCUGGAUCCGCUGGCCGUCGGCGUUGAAGCAUUCCUUGCGUCCGUUCCAAGCUGAGAAAUACGUCGCUGACCAUCCAGAGCGACUAGUCUAGCGAUGAUCCACUUCAUAUUCAGUAACAUUCCUUUAAGGGCCUUGGUCCAAUUCUCCUCGCUGUUUCCACUCCAUCUGU
Molecule: messenger RNA, 3860 nt
Organism: Opisthorchis viverrini
Lineage: Eukaryota; Metazoa; Platyhelminthes; Trematoda; Opisthorchiida; Opisthorchiidae
Exons: 13
Coding region: 179-3340 (1053 amino acids)
Molecular function (GO): metal ion binding; protein binding
Source: RefSeq, a predicted model, not a curated record